Staurois parvus is the source of this 789-nucleotide messenger RNA. NCBI's taxonomy places the organism in Eukaryota, Metazoa, Chordata, Amphibia, Anura, Ranidae. The record is from the annotation of a GenBank genome assembly.
AGGACUCCGGGCAGCGGCACAUCGGGCAGAGGCACAUCGGGCAGAGGCACAUCGGGCAGAGGCACACCGGGCAGAGGCACAUCGGGCUGGACUCCGGGCAGAGGCACAUCAGGACAUCGGGCAGGACUCCGGGCAGAGGCACAUCGGGCAGAGGCACAUCGGGCAGAGGACUCGGGCAGAGGCACAUCGGGCUGGACUCCGGGCAGAGGCACAUCGGGCUGGACUCCGGGCAGGGCAGGCACAUCGGGCUGGACUCCGGGCAGAGGCACAUCGGGCUGGACUCCGGGCAGAGGCACAUCGGAUUACCAGGCGGAGCAGCAGGCACCGAGCCACCAGGCGGAGCAGCAGGCACCGAGCCCACCAGGCGGAGCAGCAGGCACCGAGCCACCAGGCGGAGCAGCAGGCACCGAGCCACCAGGCGGAGCAGCAGGCACCGGGCCCCCAGGCGGGGCGACGGGCACUGGGCCCCCAGGCGGGGCGACGGGCGUCGGGCCCCCCAGGUGGAGCGGCGGGCGCCAGGCCCCCAGGCGGGGCGGCAGGCAUCGGGCCCCCAGGCGGAGAGGCGGCCGCCGGACUCCCAGGCGGAGCGACACAGGUCUCGGGCCCCCAGGCGGAGCGGCGGGCGACGGACCCCCAGGCGGUGCGACAGCGGGCACUGGGUCACCAGGCAUCAGGUCAUUUGGCUCGACAGCGGGCACCGCGUCAUCUGGCAAGGCAGUGGGCUCCGAGUCAACUGGUAUGACCGCGGGCACUGGGUCAGACAUUGGAUCGUCUGACUGGACAGCGGGC